Molecule: messenger RNA, 3514 nt
Organism: Venturia canescens
Lineage: Eukaryota; Metazoa; Arthropoda; Insecta; Hymenoptera; Ichneumonidae
Product: forkhead box protein F2-like
Exons: 2
Coding region: 871-2391 (506 amino acids)
Biological process (GO): cell differentiation; anatomical structure morphogenesis; regulation of transcription by RNA polymerase II
Molecular function (GO): DNA-binding transcription factor activity, RNA polymerase II-specific; RNA polymerase II cis-regulatory region sequence-specific DNA binding
Source: RefSeq, a predicted model, not a curated record
CCGAGCGCGUUGGGAGCUCGCGUCUCGAGAGCCUCUUUCCCUCUCAAUCUCCGGUGAUACUCGUCGUUUAUUAUCCGUUCGACCGAACGAACUCGACUCAAGUUUCUCACUGACCCUCGGACCCUACGUGGACUAUUUAUUUGAAUAAACAAAUAUUUAUGUAUUUUGACACGUACGUUUGUGUAUGUAAAUACGAAAAUUAGUUGCCGUGAAACUAGUAGCGGGGUUUGUUAAAAACGUAGUCAAAACAGUGCUCAUCGAUACGAGCAUCGCACAGUGGAGUUUAUCUCGCCAAAGAAUAGUGUGUUUUUCCUUACAUCAUCGUCGGAAAUAAACGAACAAGUGUAAGAAGAGUGAGCGUGAUUGUUUUUGUUUUCUUUGUCUUCUCUCCUGCGGUUAUCGCAGUCGAAACAAAUCUCAAAAUAAUCAUAACUGAAUUCCCGUUGUUCUCGCGAGCAUCAUGAGGCUUCUUUUAUCGUUGUGAUUUGAAAUACGAGGCAAUUUAUCGAUCGCCUUGAGAUUUGGCAGUCUGGAAAGCCUCGGAAACGACUUCUUCGUAUAGUUCGGACUUGCCGCAGCAUUUCAUUAUCCGUUUUCGUUUCGUUUUCAACGCGGAGGAAGAAUGUGGGAUAAAGUUGGACGAUCGUAGCCAUGAGGCUGAGGAGAAUAGUGGCUGGAUUUCGUACUAAUCCGGCAGGUGGCAGUGCCAGCUCGAUGUGAUCGUUUCUCACCCGUUUUUUCUCGCCCGGGACACACGGAAAGUGGUGUUUUUGUUUGCUUUGUGUUGUUUUUCAUACCCCUCGGCAUUCCGCCGGAGCUUCGAAAUUUUUUUUCUCAUUUCCGACGUUGAAUUCGCGUUGAUCCUUGCUAAUGAUGCCGCGACCGUCGCGCGACACGUACGGUGAUCAAAAGCCUCCGUACUCUUACAUCUCGCUCACCGCAAUGGCAAUAUGGUCCUCGCGAGACAAGAUGCUGCCGCUUGCCGAAAUUUAUAAAUUUAUCGCCGAUCGAUUUCCUUAUUAUCGGAAGGACACUCGCCGAUGGCAGAACUCGUUGAGGCACAAUUUGUCAUUCAACGAUUGUUUCAUCAAGGUUCCACGGGGACCUCACAGGCCUGGGAAAGGUGCUUACUGGGCUCUUCAUCCCGCAGCCCUUUCGAUGUUCGAGAACGGUUCGUUAUUGCGACGCAGGAAGCGGUUCAAGCUUCACAAGCCUGACAAAGAGUUGUUGAAGUCGGAAUUGCAGGCGUUGGCAUCGUCGAUGCCACCGCCGCACAGCAGCGAGCCAACCGGGAGCGGGUGCUCGUCGGCAUCGAGCGGCGGAAGUACGGGGGGCCUGAGCGCGGCGAAUCUCCAGAGACUGCGGGAAGAUUUGUUGAGAUGGGAGAUGCAAGAGAGAAGAAUGAUGGUGGCCGCGGCGUCGACGGCGUCCCCGAGUUUCCCGAUGGACGGGGGGGUCCCCGGGACGGAGGGGACGCCCGGUUAUUAUUUGCUGUCACCGGAGGCUCGGCAAAGACUGACCGGAACGCUGGCCGACGGUGGCGACGCAUCGGCGAGUCCUUACGAAGUUGCAGCUCUUCUGCAGACCUCCGGCUGGGCAUUUUCCGGUUUGAACAGCUCCGCUUACAUGACGCAUUUGCCCUAUUUGCAGAGCUCCUCGGUCAGACAAUCGGCGGCUCUGCUGGCGGCGGAACUACCGGAAAGUCCGGUCUCGGCUCAUCUGUGCAAUCGUCGAAACAGUCCCUCGACUAGUUUGAGCCUGCGCGAGCGCGGCGAUCAUCGCCACGAGCGUUCGAGGCUCGUCGACAACGAGAACAAUCGGUCGCUGCUCGCCGUUCGUUGCUCACCGUCGGAAAUCAACGCCGAGGCCUUCCGAGAUUCGUUGCUUUACGAGGCUCACCCUUACCCGGAACGCCUCAGCGGUGAGGACGAAUCGAUAUCCGGCAAUUCCUCCCGCAACGACGUCAUCUAUCGCGACAGCUCUUCACCGGCGGCUUCGAUAUCACCGAUUCUCACCAAGCCCUACGGACCAGCGGACUCGUUGUACCGGCCGACCUCGUCCCCUCGGUCUUCCCCGAACUACGGGGACCCCAGCGAUCUCCGUAACUCCUCCGAGUCGAGUUGCAACUCCAGCUCCGCUGCCCUGCAACUCACCAUCGGCAGCAGAAUCGGCAAAAGAACGAAAAAGCCCUUCACCAUCGAGAACAUCAUAGCCCCCGACGAGGAGACGGCCAACCCGAGGAAUUUGGAGCACCGCCAACUCCUCCGCGCUCCCACCGCGGCCAAGACGACCGCGGCCAUUUUGCAAAUGCCGAGACCCAUGUACGCCGGUUAUCCUUUACCGAUCACGGGUUCCGGAAUACACAGACCGCCCUACGGAGCCGCGACAUGAAUCCUCCGCUCUUUCAACUUACUCCAAAACAAACCAGUUUCUUCUCUCUCAUCGUUGCAGCUCCGUCCAUAGCGAACCGGAUCGAGCGACCAAUAAAAAGCUUCCCAUUUCAUUAAAACGAAGCGUACAUUCGUCGAGAAACACCAAAAAUCGGUACAUCCGGAAUCAAAAAGCUUCCGGACUAAUUCCACUGCCAGAAAUUCGUCUGGUUCGUCUCGAUCGCGACCAACUCAAAGCUACGUUGAACAGAGGACCGAUCCGGGGACAAAAGGCAAGAAGAAAGAGCCGGCAAAGCAUUCGCGAAAAACAAAUGGGGCUGGAUAUUUUCGUCAAAGAUGAGCAAGAAGACUAUUUCCGAAUAAACUACCGAAGAUAAUAUAGUCUGCUUACGAUUAGCUCAAUUGUUGUACAACGCCUGGCUCGAAUGUCACUGUCGUCGAAAUACGUUUAUCAUCUCGACACAUUUAUACGCAUAUAAAUCCGCGUAAACGCGAACGAGAGUGUUUGAAAAUCAAAUAAAUAUCCAGGUGAACGAUUAAAAUUUAAUAGGCUUUUAUAAAAGCGGUUAUAAUUCUGUGAUCGGAACAAGUUAACGAGGGCGUUUAUUAAACGUGCUUGAAUACGCGCGUAUGUGCAUAUACGUAUGCGUCGAAGCAUAUUUAUCUCAAACUAUCGACGAAAAUAUAGAUGCAAAUGUAUGUGUACGUGCAUGUACAAAUAUAUAUAAAUUUAAGCGUUCAUUUAAAUUGUAUAGUUGAUGAUAAAAGUCGAUCAUUCUUUACGACGUUAACGUAGACUCGUGUCGAUGUGGCAUAAUAAGUAAAUACGAGUUAAUUGCGAGUUAAUUAACGAUGAGCGUUGACGUUUCGAAGGUCAAGCUUUAUCCAAAACGGAGCUGAAUUCUACUAGCGUGGACAGGUUACGCAGCUCUUAUCCCAUUUAAUAUGGAUGAUGAAAAUAACGAAACGAAUUACACCCCUCGACUGUAAGUGUAACACACGUACACAUUAAAACAACACUCAACAUCCAUCGCGAAAUAAACAAAAAUAAACAAGUAUUUGUAAAUGUAGAAAAGAACUCGUCGAUAAAUAAAUUAUUGUACAUAUAUCAAAGGUCAUAAGAA